Messenger RNA from Nycticebus coucang (slow loris), 7347 nucleotides. It is a transcript of the gene GABRB2, whose product is annotated as gamma-aminobutyric acid type A receptor subunit beta2. Gene Ontology annotation, molecular function: neurotransmitter receptor activity; GABA-A receptor activity; extracellular ligand-gated monoatomic ion channel activity. Gene Ontology annotation, cellular component: synapse; membrane; neuron projection. Gene Ontology annotation, biological process: nervous system process; chemical synaptic transmission; monoatomic ion transmembrane transport. The transcript has 10 exons. Lineage: Eukaryota; Metazoa; Chordata; Mammalia; Primates; Lorisidae. The record is from RefSeq and is a predicted model, not a curated record. Bases 317 to 1741 code for a protein of 474 amino acids.
GAGACAGCGUUGCCUCUUUGCUCCCCUCGCCGCUCCCCCUCCUCCUUGCUAUAAAUAACCUGACUGGCGGGUCAGGAGCGUCACACGGCGAGAAACCAGGACCCCGAGGUUUUCUUCUCUGGGAAUAGGGGGCAAAGGGUGAGAAGAAGAGAAAGAAAUUACUCGAAAUCUGCUCGGUCUCCGGCUGCCACCGCUUCCUCUUUGAUGUUUUGGUACGCCGUGCGCAUGCGCCUCACAUUAGAAUUACUGCACUGGGCAGACUAAGUUGGGUCUCCUCUCUUCAGUGAAACCCUGAAUCCCGUCAAAAACUAAAGGGAUGUGGAGAGUCCGGAAAAGGGGCUACUUUGGGAUUUGGCCAUUCCCCUUAAUAAUCGCCGCUGUUUGUGCGCAGAGUGUCAAUGAUCCUAGUAAUAUGUCGCUGGUCAAAGAGACGGUGGAUAGACUCCUGAAAGGCUAUGACAUUCGUCUGAGACCAGAUUUUGGAGGUCCUCCUGUGGCUGUGGGAAUGAACAUAGACAUCGCCAGCAUCGAUAUGGUUUCUGAAGUGAAUAUGGAUUAUACCUUGACAAUGUACUUUCAGCAAGCCUGGAGAGAUAAGAGGCUGUCUUACAAUGUAAUACCUUUAAACUUGACUCUGGACAACAGAGUGGCAGACCAGCUCUGGGUACCUGACACCUACUUCUUGAAUGAUAAGAAGUCAUUUGUGCAUGGAGUGACUGUUAAGAACCGCAUGAUCCGCCUGCAUCCAGAUGGCACAGUCCUUUAUGGACUCAGAAUUACAACCACAGCUGCCUGCAUGAUGGAUCUAAGGCGGUACCCACUGGAUGAACAGAACUGCACCUUGGAAAUUGAAAGCUAUGGAUAUACAACUGAUGACAUUGAGUUUUACUGGCGUGGGGAUGAUAACGCGGUAACAGGAGUAACAAAGAUUGAACUUCCACAGUUCUCUAUUGUAGAUUACAAACUUAUCACCAAGAAGGUCGUUUUUUCCACAGGUUCCUAUCCCAGGCUGUCCCUCAGCUUUAAGCUUAAGAGAAACAUUGGCUACUUUAUCCUGCAAACGUACAUGCCUUCCAUCCUGAUUACCAUCCUCUCCUGGGUAUCCUUCUGGAUUAAUUAUGAUGCUUCAGCUGCAAGAGUGGCAUUAGGAAUCACAACUGUCCUAACAAUGACCACAAUCAACACCCACCUCCGGGAAACUCUCCCCAAAAUCCCCUAUGUGAAGGCCAUUGACAUGUACCUGAUGGGGUGCUUUGUCUUCGUUUUCAUGGCCCUUUUGGAAUAUGCUUUGGUCAACUACAUCUUCUUUGGGAGGGGGCCCCAGCGCCAAAAGAAAGCAGCUGAGAAGGCUGCUAGUGCUAACAAUGAGAAGAUGCGCCUGGAUGUCAACAAGAUGGACCCCCAUGAGAACAUUUUACUGAGCACCCUUGAGAUAAAAAAUGAAAUGGCCACUUCUGAGGCCGUGAUGGGACUUGGAGACCCCAGGAGCACAAUGCUGGCUUAUGACGCCUCCAGCAUUCAGUAUCGGAAAGCCGGAUUGCCCAGGCAUAGUUUUGGCAGAAAUGCUCUGGAACGACACGUGGCACAGAAGAAAAGCCGCCUGAGGAGACGCGCUUCCCAACUGAAAAUCACCAUCCCCGACUUGACUGAUGUGAAUGCUAUAGACCGGUGGUCCCGCAUAUUCUUCCCAGUGGUUUUUUCCUUCUUCAACAUCGUCUAUUGGCUUUAUUAUGUGAACUAAAGCAUAGCCUCCUAUGGGAAGCAAGGACUAGAUUCCUCCUCAAACCAGUUGUACAGCCUGAUGUAGGACUUGGAAAACACAUCAAUUCAGGACAAAAGUGAUGCUAAAAUACCUUAGUUGCUGGCCUAUCCUAUGGUCCAUUUCAUACCAUUUGGGUUGCUUCUGCUAAGUAAAGAAUACACUAAGGUCCUUGUGGUUUUCCAGAGAAAAUGCAAGUGUUGGUCCACAUGCUGGCAAGACUAAGUCUGAGCGUUCCUCUCUCUCUGUUUAGUAUGCACCCUACUCAGAGAGGAGUUAUUUAGAAGAUGUUCUUAGGAGGCUCAAUGGCAUUGUCAGUCAUUUUCCUGAGAAGUGGUCACACCCAGAUAUCCAUCUUCAUCUCUGCAUUUGGCAUACUGUUGAGGUGGCACUGUGCUUGUGGACAUUAUCUGCAAUGCCAUGCAAACAAUGUUACUUGAAAGUGGUCCAUGUCUGCCUUAUUAAAGUGAUAACGAUUUCAUGGGAAGGUGAUUCUCCUUUGUUUCUAGAAGGUUCUCAUUUAGUUAGAGAAGGAUAGGGAGAGUCAAGACAGAGGCACAGGAAACCAGUUUGUUCAGUUUCUUGCUUAAGCAAAGGGAAUCCCUUUCAUUUUGGCAUUUAGAGACUAGAAGACUUCCGAACAUUAUAAUGCAUGGUGGCCAAAGAAAUUUUGGGUAAAAAGCUACUUCCUAAGUGGUUAGAUAAGAGUUAACAACAUAGAGCAGAGUAGAAAAUCCAGAAGUGACUGUCAGAACAAAAUUAAAGCAAGCCAGAAAGCAACCACGACCCUUAUCAGCUCUCCACAGCAUCUGAUCUAUAUAAACUGUGUCCACUGGCAAAGGGUAGGGCCAGAGGAAUUUUUUUUCAACCUCAUAAGCUUUUGACAAGACACCUAAAGAGGUUUCUAUUAUUGAUCUAAUCAAAAGACAAUAAUGAAAUAGAAAAGUUAGGAAAAUUAGAAGUAGCUUAGAUGUUCAGGUUAUGCUGGGAGUCUUUCAAAUGUACAAAUGUAGAGACCCGACAAUGCUAACAGGUUGUUCAUCUCAGAACAUGUCAGCUGUCUCUGCAGCACUUCUUUACCAGUUUACUGCUGAAUUUAAUAGGGUAUUUCAAAAGAAGAUUUGUUCAUUGCUUAAGGGAUUAAUGGUCCUUUCCAGCUUUUCUUGCUUUCAAAAUUCUGAUUAUAUUCUUAGGAGACAGAUAAAGUAAGGUUUUUUAGAGAGACUGAGUGAAUAGUAUUUUUUUCAUGUGCAAUGAGAUUCACUGUUGUAUUAUACAGGGCAAAAAAUACUUAAAGUAUGUGCACAGAUGAGGUUAACGUGUACAUUUAUUAGGUUUGAUUCUUUUUAAGUGUACUUUCAAUUGUGUAUGUUGCAAUCUUUCUAAUCAAGAAAAAUAUGAAAAGUAGUGGAAAAUAAGGUAAAAACAAAACCACAUUAACAUGAUGAAUAUUAGGAGCCUCAGUGGAUGCUGCAGAAAAAUAUAUACCUGAUAAUUAGAGAGGCACGAUGUGUUGUUUUAAUUCUAUUUUUAAAUUAUGUCAUUGUGCUUCUUUCCAUACUAAUUGGACAUAUGCUUUCAUAUGCUGGACAGGAAAGAGAAUAAGCUAAAAUAUUUUAUUUACAUCAAUGUGAGGUUUAUAUUUUGCUUUUCUUUUGAAAAUAAUGAAUAGCCAAAAUUUUCCUCAAACUUUGAUUUGAUUGAACUUUUUCUUGGAUUUUGCUAUGUCUAUUUAAAAACAACAGGAAAAAAAAAGAAAAAGAAAAAAAACCCUUCUUUACAGAGUAACAUCCCUAAUUGUACAUAGUAGCCAGUAUCUGCCUAUGGACACAAUGUGUAUUUUCAUCCCUUUGUAAUUCAGUACCUUUGAGUUUGCUGGGCUACUGUUGCCUUUGCAUUCCAACUAUCAGAGAACAACAACAGAAAAAGUUUAUGAUUUGGCUUUCUGAAUUUGGCCUAAUAUGGGAUGGCAUUUCUUUUUCAUCAGUCUAGGGAACUCUGGCCCAUAUAUUUUGAUUACAUACCUGAACACUUCUGAGUGUAAUCUUUGGGCAGAAUGUGGCCCAGGUUCUUCCUGUAGGCUCAGAGUAGUGAUUCCUCGUGUUUCUCCAGGGACAUACUUCUCCUAAGCAAUCAUGUUGGGGUAUUACACUAAUAAAAGUGCCUGUCCCUUUCACUAGGGGAUGAAGAUUGAGUAGAAAAUAUCAAAAAGGAGGAAAUCAAUAACUCAGGGGCACAACUUUAAAAUGCCAUUCUGGAAAGGCUUUUCUAGAGACAACUCAGAGCCCAAGUCUAGAAGUGGGCUCUAAUGUGCAAUUACUCUAAAAGCCAUAAAAAUCCUUGAUAUUGUCAUUUAUAGUUACUAUACAAUUUUCGAUAUCGGGGGAAGUAAACAGAGAAAUCUAGAUCAAAGGGAAGGAUCUUCACAGCAUGAGCCUCAAAAGCAUAUGACCAGGAAUUCACGCCUGCUAGCACUCAUACAAGAAAUGAGGCAAGGGAGAGAAGAUGGGACCUUAGAACCCUAGAGUGAAAACGAUACAUUGGCACUCAGUAACCAUGCAGGUAGAAACAACUAACUCAUCCUGUCCAGAAAUAGAAGUUGAUGUAAUCUAUCCUUAAACUCUUUACUCUAGUUGAAUUUGAAUGCAGUCAUCAAAUGAAGGGAAGGGUGCCAGACUUGUAAGUCUUAGAACACCAGUUAGCUUGAUAUCCAGUGGUUAAACGAAAGGACCACAACGAUGUAUUUCAGCAGUUCUGAUGUGAUAUUACUAUCAGUUUAUACAUAUGUAUAGUUUUUCUUUCAUUACAAAACAGCCAGAUAUUAAGCCAGCAAUUAAGGUGUUUUUUCAUCUUUCUGAAAUUCAUAGACAAAUUCUGACUCUAAAAUGUACAGUCUACAUGAAUUCUUUGAUCUCAAUCUGUAUAUAUGUAUUGUACAUGACUCACGACUGCUAGUAGGUAUGAAAUGCAUUUCAGAAUUGAAAACUCAUGCAACAUAAGGAAUGUUACGAUUCUUUCCACUUCAAUUUAAUAACUGGGAAAAGACUCAAGCAAUGCCAUCUAAGCCUUUUCUCUUCUCAUUUCUUCAAGAGCAGUGCUAAGUCAAAUAAUAACAAUAAUAAUAAUAAUAAAAGUGGUUUAUGAACCAAAAGACUUUACAUUCUAGUAUUAGGAACACAAAAAAAUCUGUCAGCUUACAAAAGCACAACACAUAGAGAAAGUGCAGUGGAAUGCAUAAUGGGGAAAUAAAUCGCAUUUAUUUUAAGCAAGACCUCUAUUAAAUUGGCAAUGAAGACAAUUUCCAUUUGCUGUAGGUAACUGUUCCAGUUUUACAGUUAACUUCAUUCUCGACAACAGCAGAACAGCAUCGACAAAAGUAAGUCUUACAACAUAUCUCCAUGUAUAUAUGUGUAUAUGUAGAUCCAUAUAAACAUACAUACAUAUAUAUGCAUUCAUAUGUUGGAAAACAAAAUGAAUAAGCUAAUAUGGUUUGUUUUCUUCAUUAUACCAGUGUAUUAUUUAUUUGGCAGCCAACAAUCAACAUAUUGAAAUAAGUAAUACAGGGUACUGAGCAUUUCUCUAUCAGCAAAUCAAUGCCUACAAUUCUUAAGAACCAUUGCACAGUUUGACACAAUAGUACUGUAUCUCGGAACAUCACAGAUUAGUUGUCACAUUGCUUGUCUAAUUGCUCUCUUUUUCAAGGAAACAAAUAACAUUGUCCAUUGGUAUAUAAAAACAAGUAUGUCUUAAGAAAAUGGAAAAUUCCUUCUAGAGGAGGGAAAAAAAAAAAAUUAAACCCCACCAUGUUGGUUAGGGCAAAAUACAACUGUAGCAAUCAUACCAUUUUGCAAAGUGUACAGAGUACAUGUAACAUGAGCUACCACAACUUUCAUUGAGCGUGUGUAAAUAUUAAAACAGAUUUCUUAAAUAUUUUUAACUUCUAAUUUGUAUUUUAUGGUAAGGCAAUGUGCUAAUUCUGUUUAUGGCUUAAAUUGUGUGUUAUAAUAUGUAAAUAAUUAAACAUGUUGUAAAUGAAUAGUCAAUAGAUACAAAUAAUUAUUUAGUUUUUUUCUCUUAAUUUUUAUUUAUUUUUUACUAAGUAUGGUUACUUCAGUGCCCUGGCAGAGUAAUUUAAACAUCCUUUUGCAUAAAUGGUUUGGGAAUCCCAGACAGAAGGGUUUCAAUUUGCUACCACACACGCACACAGUUACACACAGACACACACACACACACACACACAUACACCCCACACAUCAUAUUUCUCUCACUUCGCUCACUCCUAUGUUCUUCCCCUCUGUGGGAAGCACUGUAGUGUUUAUGUAGUCAAUGUGACAACCAAGAGACAGCUUUAGAAAUGGCAAUUGGGAAAUGCAAAACUGAAAUAGAGUUUUUUUAUAUGCCAGAGUUCAAGAAACCAAAGUUUGCAACUUAAAUCUCAAUUUUCCAAGAGUAAAAGUUUGUACAGGUGGCACUACAGAAAAUAAAAAUGUUUAUUUAUACCAGCUCCAGAAAUGUGCUACACACAAGACAUACUAGAAGAUUUUUUUUAAUAAUAGUAUUUUGUCUUUAGAUAGUAUUGUUCCUUUUAACCAAAGACCCCAGCAUUAUUACAAAAAAAAAAAAAAAAAUGGAAAGGAAAAAGGGGGGAAAGGUGUGGGGGGGGGUGGAGGGAAGGAUGUUGCUUCACACCAAAGGUUUAAAAAACAUUUUCCAAAUGCACUAGGGAGAUGGGGAAAAAUAGUAAGGGGUGAACAGAAUGCUAAUUAAGAUACUGUUCUAAAGAAAUCAUUACAAGAAAAAAAAAUAGCUUUCUUAUGAAGCUAAUUUUUUUAGAAAUAGAAGUCAAACAUUUCUGUAGAUACAUGCAAAAUUGUGACAUUAAAUUUUAAUGUGCUUUGAGAAGUUGUUUUGAGAUAAAUAUAAAUAUAAUCCAAAAUGAUGAAAAACAAAACUUUAUAUCCUUUGAUUUCCAAAGCCAAAUGUCACUCUUCUGUCACAUGUCCUCUAAUCUGAUGUCAAUGUAUAUGUCCUUGCACUAUUUGAUGCAAGUGGACAGUUCAUCAGCUUGUUAUCAUCUUUUAUUGUUCAAUGAUUUGAGUUCAAACAUGAUCAUUUUAAACAUAAUUAAUUCAAACAAAGUUGCCUAUAAUUAAAAUUCUGUUACAUUUUUCAUUUUUUUUCACAGGUGUUUAAAUAUUUCUGUCAUGAAUAUUGUCCCUGCACAGUUCUAAAUUGUCCUUUUAUGAGAAAAUGAUGUUAGUUUCUUCACAAUGUAGUGAUUAUCAGCCUUACUAACUACCUUGUAGCCUUUCUUAAUAUGCACAUAAUGCACAUUUUCCAAUGGCUAGAAAAUGCAAAAGACAAGUGGAUAUCAUUGCAUCUAUUUUCAUGUCUUUCUAAACAGGACUACUAAAAGCUCUGGGAUACAUGAGACAGUAAAAAAUGAGGAUUAUAAAUAAAUAGCACAUAAGAAUUAUUUUCUUGAAUUUAAACUUACUGCAGCCAGUUUCAGCAUGUAAAUAUACAAUAGUGCCGGCUAGUGUGUAAUUCUUGAACUAAGAAAUAUAAAUAAAAAUAAAAAGGUCGUG